Messenger RNA from Alternaria alternata, 750 nucleotides. Its product is annotated as 26S proteasome non-ATPase regulatory subunit 9. Bases 1 to 750 code for a protein of 249 amino acids. NCBI's taxonomy places the organism in Eukaryota, Fungi, Ascomycota, Dothideomycetes, Pleosporales, Pleosporaceae. Gene Ontology annotation, biological process: proteasome regulatory particle assembly. Gene Ontology annotation, molecular function: protein binding. The transcript has 3 exons. The record is from RefSeq and is a predicted model, not a curated record. Gene Ontology annotation, cellular component: cytoplasm; nucleus.
AUGGAUGACAUCCACGCGCCGACUGUCUCUUCGGGGCCUACGUCAUCAGGCUACUCGAAUGGCAUUGCAAAAGAGCAGCUGACGCUCCAGGAGCUCAUGGCGGAAAAGGAUCGAGUAGAGGCAGAGUUGAAGGCAUUAGGGCAGGUGCUGGAUUCGCAUGGCGUGCGCAUGAGUACCGGCCUGACGACCCUUGACGGCUUCCCUCGCAGUGACAUCGACGUCCCUCAGAUACGAACGACGCGCGCGCGCAUCAUCCGGCUCAAGAAUGACUACAAGGACCUCAUGUCGCGCAUCGAGAAGGGUCUCCACGAGCACCACGCCCGACUACAGGAGCAGGCGAGCGCUCCUGCGACGACCAACGGAGCACAGGCAGAGCUCAGCGCCCCGCCCGCCGCCAUCGAAGCGCCUUUCGCAAAGGUCAACAGCGUCGUGGCAGACAGCCCGGCAGCCACGGCGGGCCUGCAGGUGGGCGACACGAUAACCAAGUUUGGCUGGGUGGACUGGACAAACCACGAGAGGCUGUCGCGCGUGGCAGAGGCAGUGUCGCAGAACGAAGGGGUGCGUCGACAAUACACGGGAUACCUGCAGCAUUGCGUGCACGAGGCUUACAGCAUACAGAUUCCCAUUACCGUCAAGGCGCUGCGACCCAACCCAUCGGGCGGCCCGGCAGAGACAGUCCAGAUGCAACUCACACCACGGAGGAACUGGGGCGGAAGAGGGCUAUUGGGCUGCCAUCUGCUGCCCAUGUAG